CCGUUUAAACUAACUGCUAUAGCCACCCACAGCCAUCCCACACACUACCACCGUCAUGUCUGCACACGUUCCCGCCUGGAAGAGGAUCGGUUUAAAGGUCAAGGAAGAAUUGGAGCACGAUCCGCUCGUGAUAUCCACCCAUCUUGAAACCGCAAAUGUCACCAACAAGGAGCUCAAGAGAAUCAACAAGCAGAAGAGAAAGUUAGACGAGAGCAACAAAGAGAAGAAGGAGCCCAAGAGACCCAAAUUGCCCAAGAGUGAGAGGGCUCCUCCGCCCGAAAAGGAUCAGUUGGCAUACUUGAAGCAGUAUCACAACGAUCGUGAUAACUGGAAGUUCAGCAAACAGAAACAGAACUGGAUAUUGAAGAACAUCAAGACCAUACCCGGUGAGUAUGAAGACGCGUUGAAGUCCUAUUUGGAAGGUUUGCAGGGCGGAUCCAGAGGAAGAGUGGUUGAGGACCUCAAGGAAGUCAUUCAAAAAUGGAACAAGUUGGCCCAGGAGGUCGAAGACAAGCUUGAGAGAGAACUGAAUGGGGUACAGGAACCAACCAAGGAAGACACCAAGGAAGAAGACACCGAAAGUGACAAAAAGGCUAAGAAAAAGGCCAAGGAGGAACCAAAGGAAGAAGAAGUCGAUAUCGACUAUGCUGAGAGAUGUAAGGGUUUGCUUGAGGUUUUGACGGGAGAAGUGUUUACCUUAAAGGGCCUUGAAGACGAUGUCGAUGAGAAGAAGGAAGAAGAGGUUGCAGUAGAGAAUGAAGAGGCGCAAGAAAAUGCUACCGUGGAAGACAAGCAAGAAUCACCAGCUGACGAAUCUUCCAAGAAGGUAAAAAACUCAAAGAAGGAAAAGAAGUCCAAAAAGGACAAGAAGGAGAAGUCGAACUUAAUUUUGGAGGAAGUGGACGUCAGCCAAUUUGACAAAUCCGCAAAAAAGAAGAAGAGCAAGAAGUAGUUACAGCAUAUCCGAUGACCAACCACAAUCAUAGCACUGUAUUUAUAGACAAUAAUAAACAGUAUAAAUUGGGCGAAAUACUUUUAGUGAAGCUGGAGCAACUGGUUCCAGGUGCUCCCUAUUUUAGAAUAAUAGGUUAAUUUUCUCAUAUGCGGUAAAAGGCUAUAUGAUUGCCAAAUUCAUUUUUAUUUUUUGGAGUAGUCAAUCUCUGAAGCAAUUGUAAGUUUGAAUAGAGGCUUCCAACAGUGCAAGAGUGGUUGUGUACAAGGACACUGAAUAAUAAACUAUGGAUUUAUAUAGGAGAAAUUAGGUAGGAAGAAAUGAACAUACCUUAGGGGACAAAACCUCCGACAUUUGUGCAUUUUUGAAUCAGCUAGGUCCAUUUCCAUUCCAUGGAGAUAGUUACGAUUACGUUAUUGCUUAGUCAUUAUGAUGGCUGUUGCCAUAAUGGGGCCAAA
Suhomyces tanzawaensis NRRL Y-17324 is the source of this 1410-nucleotide messenger RNA. RefSeq lists its product as uncharacterized. The coding region runs from base 56 to 952 and encodes 298 amino acids. The record is from RefSeq and is a predicted model, not a curated record. The transcript has a single exon. Lineage: Eukaryota; Fungi; Ascomycota; Pichiomycetes; Serinales; Debaryomycetaceae.